This is a messenger RNA of Magnolia sinica, 1093 nucleotides long. Its product is annotated as transcription factor MUTE. NCBI's taxonomy places the organism in Eukaryota, Viridiplantae, Streptophyta, Magnoliopsida, Magnoliales, Magnoliaceae. Gene Ontology annotation, biological process: positive regulation of DNA-templated transcription; stomatal complex development; guard cell differentiation. Gene Ontology annotation, molecular function: protein dimerization activity; DNA-binding transcription factor activity. The transcript is spliced from 3 exons. Gene Ontology annotation, cellular component: nucleus. Bases 31 to 576 code for a protein of 181 amino acids. The record is from RefSeq and is a predicted model, not a curated record.
AGAGAGAGAGAGAGAGAGAGAGAGAGAGCCAUGUCUCAUAUAGCUGUGGAGAGAAACAGGAGAAAGCAAAUGAACGAGCAUCUCAAGGUUUUACGCUCGUUGACGCCGUGUUUCUACGUGAAAAGAGGAGACCAAGCAUCGAUUAUUGGUGGAGUAAUAGAAUUCAUUAAGGAGUUGCACCAUGUCCUACAGUCUCUCGAGUCCACGAAAAAAAGGAAAAGCUUAAGUCCAAGUCCUGGUCCCAGCCCAAGGCCGUUUAAGGUCACCCCUCCACCUGAUGGCUCAUUUGGGUUUGAUCAUGUGAAGGAGCUGAGUGCAUGCUGCAACUCUUCGAUCGCAGACGUUGAAGCCAAGAUCUCUGGCUCCAAUGUCAUCCUGAGGACGAUCUCAAGGCGGAUCCCUGGCCAGGUCACGAAGAUAAUCACAACGUUAGAGAAUCUCUCAUUCGAGAUUAUUCAUCUCAACAUCAGCAGCAUGGAUGACACUGUCCUCUACUCCUUCGUUAUUAAGAUUGGGCUCGAAUGUCAGCUCAGCGUGGAGGAACUAGCUAUCGAAGUUCAGCACAGCUUCAACUAAAGUGCAAUUUACUUGCUAGAACUACCUUCAGUGGGAUGUAUGCUAACUUGUCAUGCAGUCCCAUAUUUCUACGAACAUGCCACUAAUGCAGCUCAUCUGUACAACUCAAAUGGUAGGCGCUCACCAGGUGGGCCAUGCAUGAUAUUGAAAUCAAUUGCCAACCUAAUGAAUGGAUCGGUCUGAUUUUCAAGAUGUGUGAUUGUCGUGGAGGGUUCUAUUGUUUGCAUGGUAUGGAUGUUCUGCACGAGUGGGUAUAUCUCCAUAAAUACGUGAAUGGCAGAUAAGUUGGCAUACAUCUUUCUGUAGGUGAUCAGCUCUCUUUAUUUACGUGAAAAUGAUAUAGAUAAUAGUACUGCAUGUGUACCAAUGUAUCAGAGACAGCUGAUCUAUCAUUUUAAAUUUUAAGAAUGAGUGUCCCAUUUUAGUAGUGUAAUAGCUGAAGUUAUGGUGUAACGAAGCUUGUGAAUGUCUCGUGGAGAUUUAGAGAUUAUAAGGAUAAUAUCAAUACUUUACAUCA